Molecule: messenger RNA, 3578 nt
Organism: Scaptodrosophila lebanonensis
Lineage: Eukaryota; Metazoa; Arthropoda; Insecta; Diptera; Drosophilidae
Gene: blot
Product: sodium-dependent nutrient amino acid transporter 1
Exons: 6
Coding region: 177-3080 (967 amino acids)
Biological process (GO): sodium ion transmembrane transport
Cellular component (GO): membrane
Source: RefSeq, a predicted model, not a curated record
CACGACGCCGUUCCGAAAACGUUUUUUAGUGUGUGCAUUUUAUUUCAACUGUAAUUUUUGUAUUUUGGAUGCGUGUCUACUCCUCGGUAACUGAGCGUGUGUGCGAACGAGUGCGUGUAAAAUUGUGUUAAUAUCUUUUUGAAAUGCAAAUGAAUUGCGUCUUCUCGAUCUAAUCCAUGAGCAACAGCUACAAGACUCGCAGCAGCGACGAAGCGCUGGCCGAACAGCUCGGUCUGCAGCAGCAGCAGCAACAGCAACAGCAGAGGAAGCAUCUGGAACCCACCUAUAGACAAAUAUCAGGCGCCAUGGCCACAUUGCCGCGUCCAGAUGCAGAGCAGCGCCUGCGCAGCGAUUCUUCGAUCACCACACGCACUUGUGUGUAUAUAGGUGGUGGCAAUGCGAGUGGAGCAGCCACCUUAGAUCGCCACCAGCCACAUCGUAUGUCCUGGCUGAAUAUGCGCAGGGCCAAAGCUGAUGCCGAAAUGGGCGCAGUGACGCCCUCGCCACAGACUACGCGCAGUUGCAUCUCCACUGUCUCCAGUGUGGUGGACAGUGGUGGUGGAGGAGGCAGUGGCGCCGCCGCCAGUGGACGCACCACAGCCACAUCGGGUCAUAUCGGCUCCAGCGGCAUCAUCACGCUUAGCGGCAGCAACAACACAUUGAGCGAGCUUCAGACAGGCUUCCAUGACUUGCACGAUGAUGCCUCGAAAAGCUAUUCAACUCACAACAUCACCACAGCCAGUAAUGCCAAGCUGUUGCCCGCUCCCGAUGACGAGUCAAAUCAACAGACAAAAUGCUCCGUCUUUCGCGGUCUUGUGCUUUGCAUUUGUCUCAAUGUCAGCUAUGCGAAUGUUGUCCGCUUUCCACGCGAACUGGAUCGCCAUGGUUCGGCCUUUUUGUUACCCUAUGUUGUACUGUUAUUUCUAGUCGGCCUGCCCAUGAUUCUAUUGGAGAUAUCUGUCGGCCAAUUCUUGGGACAAGGCGCAGCGCACACCUGGCGAGCAUCGCCCAUAUUCAAAGGGGCCUGCAUCAUCAGCCGCUUUGCGUCGUGGGUGUCGGCCAUUUGGAUAUCAUUGCAGGCCGUGCUGGCACUGGCCUACAUUGGCAUGUUUGCCUUCAACACCUUGCCAUUUCGUGAGUGCGUGGGCAAUCUUAAGAUGAGCAUGAUUGGUUACACAGUGACGGGUAAUAGUGGACAGGAGUGCCUGCAGCAAACCUUUCUGACACCAUUCUGGAAGAAUCCGUUGUACUUUGGUCUGCUAUCGGCUGCUUUGAUCGCCCUUUGGAUAAUUGUCAUGUUGUGCACUCACAAUGGUAAGAUUCUGCGUCGCAGUCUCUUUGUCUUUGGUCUGGCCGGGCUUUGUCUGCUCUGCGGUCUUACAGGCUGGGAGGUGAGGAACUCCUUCUCGCGCCACUACUUUCCGGAGCUAUGGGGCUUUGAUGCUUCGCUGUUGGUCGAGAGCAAUAUUUGGUUUAAUGCACUGAUGCAAGUGCUCUUCUCGGUUAAUUGCGGCUUUGGAGCUUUGCCCAUGCUCACUGGAAAGUUUCUGUACAAAGGCGAUGCUGUCCGCACCUCUGUCGUGUAUUUAUGUUUUAAUCUGCUGGUCAAUGCCAUCGCCGUGACGCUGUUCAUGGUGCAGUUUGAUCUCUCGUCCAAUGGCUAUCAGCUCAUGGAUGAGCUGAAGCCACUGACUGCCAUUUAUGAUCGCGUUUUGUAUGGAACUCAAUCGCCGAACGCAUGGCUACAGCAUUUGAUUCCCUCGCUGAUCUAUGCGCUGAUCAUUAUUGCUGCUCUCGUCUCCAUCACAGUGGCCAUUUACACAUCGACGCGUUUGGUGCCUCGUCGGCCCAAUUAUGUGAUCUGUCUCGUUGCGCUUGUGGUUGCGGUGAUGUCCUUUGCGGCUCCCAAGUUCCAGAUUGCUCGAGUGCUGGACUCACGGGUGGUGGGAACGAUGAUUGUCACGGCUCUGGUUUUUGAGCUCAUUGCCAUCACUUGGAUCUAUGGGGCGAAGAAUAUUUACACCGAUCUCGAGUUUUCGAUAGGCCGACCAAUUUUCAAGGGCUGGAUGUGGCUGUGGUGCAGCUGCCCGGCCAUUCUGACGGGCAUCCUGGUCUGGUGGUGUGCCGACGAUGAUUCUGAUGAUCUCCUCUCUAAUUAUUUGCCGCGAUGGGCGCCCAUACUCUUUGUUCUGGGUGUUAUAUUGAUCAUAGCGUGCGUGCAAAUCUUCCGACAAGUCGAGUACAACUUCUUCGGCAUGAUUUGUGAAGCUUCUAAGUCGGCCAAAGAGUGGGGACCGGCCGACCCUCUGGCGCGGCAUGCCUGGAAACAGUGGCGGUCCGUGUGUCAGGAUACAGGACGUCGUGACUUCACACUGCGGCGCCGUGGCACGCGUGACUACACGCACUCUAUCAAGAAGGGCCAAUACUCGACCGCCCAAAAGUAUGCAACAAAUGGACAAGCGCCACACCAGCCACACUGGAAGAGCUCCACACCAGGAAACAGCUCGCCCAACUACAGCGGCUCCAUGUUCGGCGACUCGGCCAUUGAGGAGGACAUCAGCGUGGACAAGUUUCCGGGCAUCAAUCAUCAGCAGUACGUGCCAUUCCAACCCAACGAUGGCAAGCCCCUGAGGUAUUCGCAGCGCACGCGUCAAAUGGCGCAACCACAGACCCAUACGCAGAUCCGCUCCCACGCACACACCCACACCCACAACCAUGGUAACGCCAAUGCAGCCGCAUCGGUGGAAAAACAUCGCGAGGUAGUCUACAUACGACGUCUGUCCGACGGAGGCAGCGGCACUCAUGCCACCCGCAUCGAGAUCACGCCCUCCAACGAGUCCAUUACCUAUGGCAAUGGUCACAAUGUGUCGGCUAUGGCCCGCAAUCCGUUGGGUCGCUCCACGGGUUGUCUAGCAUCGACAGUGCCCCAUGGCCAAAACCAUCACAUAAAACGCUCCGCCAGCUCCGUGGUCAACGUCAAUACGCACAAGUUGCCGCCGCCCACAUCGACGGCGGCUGCCGAGCACAUUUGUUGGCGUAAAUUUAAUGUUAAUCCCGAGGAGUACUCUACAGAGCUGUGAGACGGGCAAAAGAAAGAGGAAAAGAAAACGAAACAUUCACAUUCAAAAGACUUGUUGCAUCCAAAAUAACUGUAUCUGUAUUCAGUUUGAAGCACAUCUAGCUCUAAGUUACGAGUUAUGCCUAUGCAAAGUGUAUUAUCUAGUUUUCAACUGUACAUAGUGAAAAUGUCUAGCUGUAGUUUUUUGAUUCUAGCUCUCAACAUAAUUCCGUUGUCAUUAAUUGUUUGGAAAUCGGCGAAAGCAGUGCACAUAGGCAUUCGGCUGCUUAGUCUUAGUUUGAACUGUAGGCCUAGAAUUAUAUUCGUAUGCAUGUUGCUUAUUUAAGUACUACUGUACUGUAUCUGUAAGUACGCCUUGUGAAUUGUGUGAAUGUUACUUGUAAUCCAUACAUACUAUGUCUAUGUGUAACUAAAUGAACUUUGACAUCGUCUUAUGAAUUUACAUAUACCAUGGCGAAUCUGUAUUAAGUUGUAAACUAAAACACAACGAUCACGAAAA